CGUGGGGCCCCGGCCGCCAGCGGGCGCCGCCCGCGUGGGCGGGGCUAGCCGGGCACCCGCGGCCAUGGCCCCCGCGGCCGCCAGCGUCCCCGAGGUGGUUCGCGCGGCCCAGAAGGACGACUACUACCGCGGCGGGCUGCGGAGCGCGGCGGGCAGCGUCCUGCACAGCCUGGCGGGUGCGAAGAAGUGGCUGGAGUGGAGGAAGGAGCUCGAGCUGCUGUCAGACGCAGCCUACUUCGGCCUCACCACGCUGGCAGGCUACCAGACCCUCGGCGAGGAGUACGUCGGGAUCGUCCAGGUGGACCCGUCCCAGAGGCAGGUGCCCUCGAGGCUGCGCCGCGGAGUGCUGGUCGCGCUGCACACCAUCCUGCCCUACCUGCUGGACAAGGCCCUGCUGCACCUGGAGCACGAGCUGCAGACCGACGGCAGCGGCGGCGGCGGCAGCAGCCGGUCCUCACCUGGCAGCCCGGCGCCCGGCUCUCGGGGCCGCUCGGGGGCCAGGCGCUGGGUGCGCCGGCAGGUGGCCGCCCUGGCGGAGCAGCAGCGGAAGGCACUGCUGCGGGCCGUGCUGGUGCUCAGGCCGGCCCUGGGCUGCCUGCAGCGGCUGCACAUCGCCUGGUUCUACGUGCACGGUGCCUUCUACCACCUGGCCAAGAGGCUCACCGGGGUCACCUACCUCCGCACCCACCCCUCGCCUGUGGGGGACCCAAGGGCUCUCGCCAGCUACAGGCUGCUGGGCCUCGUCUCCCUGCUGCACCUGGCGCUGUCCGUGGGCCUGCAGCUCUACAGCCUCCGGCAGAGGCAGCGCGCCCGGCGGGAGUGGAAGCUGCACCGCGUCCUGUCCCACCGCAGGAGCCACACGGAGGAGAGAGCGGGCCCCAGAAGCAGCCUGUGCACCCUGUGCCUGGAGGAGCGCAGGCACCCCACGGCCACGCCCUGCGGCCACCUCUUCUGCUGGGAGUGCAUCACCCAGUGGUGCGACACCAAGACGGAGUGUCCUCUGUGCAGGGACAAGUGCCCGCCCCAGAAGCUCGUCUACCUGCGGCACUUCCGAUGACCCGAGGGCAGGGCCACCCAGCAGCCGCCUGGCCCCAGGGGAACGCGCAGUUUCUCCUCCAGAUGAAUUCCCACAGGAGACGCCGAGUUCUCUAGUUUUACUCUCGUCACGGGAGGCGCUGCGCCAGCAGUCCCACGGGCCGGGAGCCGGACGGCG
Messenger RNA from Phyllostomus discolor (pale spear-nosed bat), 1213 nucleotides. RefSeq names its product peroxisomal biogenesis factor 10 (gene PEX10). Bases 65 to 1057 code for a protein of 330 amino acids. The record is from RefSeq and is a predicted model, not a curated record. Gene Ontology annotation, biological process: protein import into peroxisome matrix. The transcript is spliced from 6 exons. Gene Ontology annotation, cellular component: peroxisomal membrane. Gene Ontology annotation, molecular function: zinc ion binding. NCBI's taxonomy places the organism in Eukaryota, Metazoa, Chordata, Mammalia, Chiroptera, Phyllostomidae.